This is a messenger RNA of Grammomys surdaster, 772 nucleotides long. It is a transcript of the gene Mrpl55, whose product is annotated as mitochondrial ribosomal protein L55. Lineage: Eukaryota; Metazoa; Chordata; Mammalia; Rodentia; Muridae. The record is from RefSeq and is a predicted model, not a curated record. The coding region runs from base 308 to 697 and encodes 129 amino acids. Gene Ontology annotation, cellular component: mitochondrial large ribosomal subunit. Gene Ontology annotation, biological process: translation. Gene Ontology annotation, molecular function: structural constituent of ribosome. The transcript has 4 exons.
CACCGCGCGACGCGAGCCCCUGCCGGACACCUGGGUUAUCGUGGAGGAUUAUCAUCUACAGUGACAGGUUCCCUGUGUGGCCUCGCGUGGCUCGGCCUCAGUUUCCCACCUAUCGAGUAAAGUUCUGCACGGCGGGUCUACGAGGUCUCUCCCACGCUAAGGUGGCGGCCGCAGGUUGGCGUGUCUUGGGUGCCGGCACCAACCAGCCCCAUCACUGAGGAGUAAAUGGGUGGGCGACUUGCGCGUCGGGACCUACAUCAGGGCCAGUGACAGUUUCCUCCGGCCAUCACAGUGCUAAGGAAAAACAAUGCCUUUGGACAGUCUGCUUGGCCUGCUGAGGCACUGUGCUAUGAGAGCAGCCUGUCCUGCACCCCGCUACCUGCACACGUCCCCCUGGAGAGCUGACUGCAGCAGAGCUUCCUUCACCCGGCUGCGCCGCCAGGCCUAUGCUCGUCUCUACCCUGUGCUGUUGGUCAAACAAGAUGGCUCCACUAUCCAUAUCCGAUACCGGGAGCCACGACGCAUGCUAGCGAUGCCCCUAGACCUGGAUGCCCUAUCUCCAGAAGAGCGCAAGGCCCGAUCCCGAAAACGUGAGGCUCAGUUCCAGCAGAAGAGGGAAGAAGAGCCAGAGGUGGUUGACAAUUUUGACACUGAACAAUACAAACGGUUUUGGACCAAGACCAAGACCAAGAAGUAACUCUGUCAGGGUGUUCCACCAGGGCCAUUUUGUAAGGAUGGAGGGCAUCUGUUUACCAUGUAUUCUUGAACCAUA